Molecule: messenger RNA, 3160 nt
Organism: Chlamydomonas reinhardtii
Lineage: Eukaryota; Viridiplantae; Chlorophyta; Chlorophyceae; Chlamydomonadales; Chlamydomonadaceae
Exons: 7
Coding region: 245-2371 (708 amino acids)
Molecular function (GO): DNA binding
Source: RefSeq, a predicted model, not a curated record
GGCACAUUGGUAGCGACACCAGCCCACAAACACUGACCCUGCCUCGCGUAUCGCAAAGUGGAGUUACACGACCGAGCUUCCUCAAGUGGACAAGGUUUGGUCUCGUCGAGUUCUAAACGGUUUCUGGUCGCGACAGACCCGCGCUGCAGCAGCACUACGCGUGGUAAUAUCAUAAUUUUGCUAUCGCCUUGGUUUGAGGCGUCGAGGGCCGCCUGAGGGUUGACAGCGCGGCGCGUCCGCAAGGAUGGUGCGGACUAUGAUGACGGCACGUAAACCACACAAACCGUAUAAAUCGUCAAAAUCGAGCGUCAGGGAUGGAGGUGUGGCGAAACGGGCAUCAGGGGCUCCGACGCCCGCACGCAGCGUAGCCGGGGGCGAUAAGAAGACGGAACCAAAGGCCGUGACGGCGCCCACGCCGGCGCCCGCUGCUGCAAAGAAGACUCCGGCGGCUGCGGCUGCGAAGGGCGGCAAGCCGACGCCCAAGCAGCAGCCGGCGGGCGGCAAGGCGGCGACAGGCGGCAAGCACGCACCGCCCUCCACAACGCCUGCGGGGAAGCGAGGCCGCGGCCGGCCACCCGCCUCAGCGGCGGCUGGCACUGCUGGUGCCGUCGCGCCGGCCAGCGCCGGUCGCACCCGUGCGCAGCCCACUCCCGCCGCCGCCACCAAAGCAGCAGCAGCAGCAACAGCUUCCGCGGCGGUGGCAGCCAAGCGCGGGCCCGGCCGCCCACGCAAGGACUCCGGUGCCGCGGCGGCCGCCGCCAGCGGCCGCGGCCGGCCGCGGCGCCCGGCCGCGCCGCGGCGCAGCUACGGCGAUGACGACGGAGACGACGCCGACGUGGACGAUGACGACGACGAAGAUGAUGAGGCGAACGCUGACGCCGACGUCGACAACAGUGACGACGAGUGGACGCUGGCGGCGGAGGGACCGCGCUCGCCGGCCGGCGGCGCCGCGGCGGCGGCCCGGGCAGCCGCCGCCGCCGCCGCCGGAGCAGGCAGCCGCAAGUCGGGCCGCCCGCGCAAGCAGAACCCGCUGGUGGUGGAGCUGCUGCAGAGCGAGGCCGCGGCGCUGGUGGGCCGCGGCCCUGCGGCCGCCUCGCGGCGCGGCGGCGCCGCCGGCGGCGCAGCCGCCGCCCCCGCCGCCGCAGGCGGCCGCAGGGCCGCCGCCGCCUCCGGCGGCGGCGGCGGUGGCGGCGGCAGCACGGGGCCGGUGCGCCGCUCCGCGCGCCCGCCCAAGCGGCGCAACAUGCUGAAGGAGGAGUACGUGCAGUUCCUGGAGAGCGACGAGGACAGUGACAUGUCGCCCAGCGAGUUGGCGGAGGCGAUGCGGGAGGCGCGCGGCCAGCCGGCGCUGCUGGCGGCGCUGCAGCAGCAGCUGCUGCGAUCCCGCGGCGGCGGUGGUGCCGGCGGCGGCGGUGGUGGUGGUGGUGGUGGCUCGGCGCACCUAGACACGGAGGAGCCCAGCCGCCUGGCCAGUGAGCUGGAGGCCGGCGGCGGCGGAGGAGGCGGAGACGUGGCGAGUCCGGGGCACAAGCGCCGCGGGCCGGGGCGCCCGCGCAAGGCGCAGCUGGCGCUGCAGGGCCGCGCCAUGCGCAUCCACCCCGCGCCGCCGGUGGCCAGCGGCGGCGCCACCACCGCCACCACCACAAGCGCCGGGGCCGGGGCCGGGGCCGGUGCGCCGGCCAAGAAGCGCGGCCGGCCGCCCAAGCAGCCGCAGCCCAAGCAGCCGGUGCCGUCGGCGCCGCCGGUUGCGGUGCACGCCUUCCCAGAGGCGCCCAUCGGCAAGCCGCGCGGCCGGCCGCCCAAGAAGCCGCGCACCGCCGGCGAGCUUGCGGCGGCGGCGGCGGCGCCCGCGCCCGCAUCCAGCUCCUCCCCCGCGCCCGCCGCCACGGCGCGUGCGUCCUCGGGCGGCGGCGCUGGCGGCGGCGCCGGACGGGCCGGCUCCCGCCUGCACGAGGCCGCGUCGCCCGCAGCGGCCAGCAAGGCCGCGGCGGUGGCGAAGGGCAAGGGCAAGGCGCCCACAGCCAAGGCCAAGCCUUCCGCAGCCAAGCCGGUGGCGGCUGCGGCGGCUGCGGCUCGCAGUCCGGCCAAGCCGCGCAAGAGCUCGGCGCCAGAGAAGGCCGUGCCGCUACCCAAGGCCGCGGCGCCCAAGGCCGGGCCCAAGGGCAAGGCGGCGGAGCCCAAGAGCGCUGCCAAGCCAGCCCCGGCAUCGGCAUCGGCGGCGGCCAAGGGCAAGACGCCGACGCGGGCAACGCCCGCCGCCGUCAAGGCUCUUAAGUCACCAGCGACAGGCAAAGCUGCCGGGCGGAUUAGCGCGCGGCGUAGCAGCGUCAGCGCAGCAGGUGCGGCGGCCGGCCGCUCUCGCCGCAAGUAAGGAGGAGCCGGGGACGGGAAGCCGCCACCUGCGCCUCCGCUGCAGCCGCCACUUGCGUGCUGCAGCCGCGGCAGCAGACUGGCGGCUUGAGAGCCAAGUGACGUGUUUGCGUGUCUUCGUGUGUAUGCGUGAAUGAGUGCGUUUGUGUGUUCGUGUUUGUGCGACAUGUGACGUUUCCUCUGGAGCUGUGGAACUGUGGGGCCGGGUUGGGCUGUGUGGCGUGUGCGGCGUGUGCGGCGUGUGCGGCGUGUGCGGCGUGUGCGGCGCCGUGCAACACGCGCGCCCGCCCACGGCAGCCCCACCGUGGACUGACCUCUGCCCCACUAAGCCGGGCUGAGGGUCGGCUGCCGCCUGGUGAUGACGACUGUGACGAUUAUGAUUGAUGUUGACCUAGUGUGACGGCAGCUGAAUGCCCGGAUUACAUAAUUGUUGUACACGUGCGUGGAUGCCUCGAUGAGGCCUGGGCGCCUGCGUUGUGACCCGUCACCGCAGCGCACCUUACUCUGUUCCACGUGUUGGUGGCUUUGGACUUAUUGUUGGACUAAAACGGAACAAAGACGGAACAAAAGAUUGCGUUGCUUACGAAAGGGACCUGCGUGUGUUGAACGUCCAUGGGGAAAGGCUGUGCACUGUGCCAAGCUGACUGACCACCUCAUGAAGCCUCGAAGUCUCAAGGCGCUGCUGCCGCCCACUGCUGUAGCAACAAUGAACAUGACCUGCUGGGUUGUGCAGCCAUAGCCACAAGGGUUAGGAACUAAGGGUGCAUAGGGGUUGUAACUGACAACCAUU